AUGCGAUUUCAUGCAGGAUUGCCUAAUAGUUUUUGGGCAGAGGCUGUUAAUCAUGCAAGUUAUUUGAUUAACAGAUCACCAUCUACAGUUCUCGGUUUUAAGAGUGCAGAAGAGGUAUGGUCUGAGAAGUCGGUGGACUAUUCCAACCUCAGGGUAUUCGGUUGUAGUCCUUACGCACAUAUUCCAAGUGAUGAAAGGUCCAAGCUCAAACCAAAGUUUACACAUUGCAUAUUCUUAGGUUUUGAGAAAGGAGUGAAGGGUUUCAAGCUUUGGGAUAUCAACAACAGAAAAAAGGUUGUUAGCCGAGAUGUUGUCUUUGAUGAGACAACCAUGCCUUUGAAUAAAGUCGAGAGCAGUAGGGAGAAGAAAGUCGAUACUUAA
Molecule: messenger RNA, 381 nt
Organism: Prunus armeniaca (apricot)
Lineage: Eukaryota; Viridiplantae; Streptophyta; Magnoliopsida; Rosales; Rosaceae
Source: the annotation of a GenBank genome assembly